CCGUCGCCACGUUAUUCUACUCAAGCUUUAUCAAAGAAUAUUCUGCCCAUAUUUAUUGAGCGACAACACAGAGUUGUGGAUCAGGAUUGGGCAUGUUAGGCUAGGAAUUGGACGCGUCUGUUAUGGGUAGGCCUAGCAUUUGGAAGGCGGCCAGCUCGUAGAGCUAACCGAGCGUAGAUCUUGGUGGUGUGCCUUGGACGUAUUCCCCAGCGGUGAGGAACAGGAAAGAAUAUCUUGAAGUGUUUGCCGAUUUGGUACGUACGGUCCAGCAAUGGACGACGUGGAGCAUGAGAUAACGACGCCUCCAAAUAGCGAGGAGGAGGAAGCACCACAGAUGAACGAGGGGCAGGAACCUGAGGAACUAGUACUGGUCGAGAAUGGGGUUGCCGCCGUGGAACAGCAAGAGGAGGAAGAGCCGGAGGAGGCGGCUCCAGCAAAGCCGUGCCAACGAUGCUCCAAAACGGAGAAAGUAUUCGAGUUGUCGCUCUGCAAACACGAAGUAUGCAAACGAUGUCUGCCAGCUAAUAUUGCAAACUCCAUGGAGAGCGACAUCGAUGAUGAACGGAGACUAGAACUGGCCGAGGCCGACUGUCCGCUUUGUCAGAAACGUACGAUCUUUCCCGAAGAGGAUGUCGCCUCAUUUCCCCCACCUUUUCAGAAUUUCUCGCCCGUCAAAGAGGUGUUCGACCUUGAGCAUGUCCACAUGUGCGCGAAUUGUUCAGCUGCCAGUGGAACAGAAACAGAGGCUACUGGCCGCUGUAUUGACUGCAGGCUGUAUGUCUGUGAACCUUGCUCAGCUCCCGACCAACAUGGCAGCGGGGAAGGACAACGUCAUCGGAUUUUUACUCUUGAUGAGAUAAAAUCCGGUGGCUCGUUUGAAGACGUUGAGGUUAUCAAAAAGGUUGAUCCCACACAUUGUAAUGCGCACAAGGGAUGCAAAAUUGAGCGCUGGUGCUGUACAUGCGCAUUGGGUAUCUGUGAAUCCUGCCUGAGACAGCACCGUGAUCACGUGAUAUUCGAACUUUCGUUCUUCAUCAAGGAGAUGGAGAAUUACAUCAAACACGAAGGUCAAAGAACUGCGGAGACUCAGGAAUCACUCGCUCAGGCUAUUUCGGAUGCUCAGAAAAACAAGGAAACGAGGAUGCAGGACUUCCAAAGUAUGGCAGAAAAAAUCCUGUCAAUCGCUGAGGCCCGGAAGGCGAGGAUUGACGAGGACACGGGAGCGCUCAUGCUACAGCUCAAAACUCUGAAAGAUGUCUAUGAAAACGAGACUGGACACUGUGAGUCAAAUGUUGUGAAGAAGAACACGGUUUUGGGUGCUUUUCAGCGAAUUAACCAGACGUUGCUUGGCAACGGGAGUGGUAUCACAGACGACCGAAUUAUCAGGAUGUACCAGUUCCUCAGGGCGAAUGAGCAGACGAUAGACCGAGAACUAAAGGAGAUCAACAGCCUUUCGCAUGAUGUCAGAGACAAAUUUGGACGAUCAUGGAGAUUUGAGGAGAACGUACCACUCAUGAUCAGUGGUGGAGAUAACGUGGUCGGGAGGAUCGCUGAGCCCGACACUGCUGUACCAAUCUUCAAAACACUGACGCCAUCGAAGUUUAGACCAGCUGACUCUGUCGUGUACCAGCAAAGACCAGUGCAGGAGCCGACGACAUAUAGGCCAGCAGAUCCUAUCGUAUACCAGCAAAGACCAGUGCAAGAGCCAAUUCCGUCCAGGUCCUUAAAGUCACCUUCACCCUCUCACCGACGCUCCAAAGAGAACCUAACUGGCAUUCCAAAACAAGGGCAGACGGCAAGUCGACCAAGAGCAGAUGAUGACCUGCGCAGAAGCUACACGAUCCACCCAGCGCCAUCUCGUGGUAGUGACAAUAAGGGAAAGAAAGGUCAUCCUAAGGGAACAGGCCCUGUAUCCCCAAAGUUACCCCGACGGAGACAGCAGGAGGAUGCUCUUCGGGCCUCUUACACAGUCUCACGGCAACCGCCCGUCAAGACAAAGUCAGCAGAAGAUGAUAACCAUACCGUGUUUCUUAAAGUUUUGAUCCUGGGAGACCAGGUGGUGGGAAAGACUCGACUACUCCACAAGCUGAUGCACAUGGAAGAGGACAAGGACCCAAGAGCAACACUGGGCCUCGACUGUGGAGCAAGGAAACUGGUCGUCUCAGAAGAUCUAGUGAUGUUCUCACUCUGGGAGCUGGCUGGCAAAGACUCGUACAGAGAUUCGCUGAGCCUGUAUACGAAAGAUAUCCAAAUGUUGCUGAUAGUCUAUGAUGUGGCCCGGCGGAAGACAUAUGAAGAUGCCGAGCUGUGGCUACGGGAAGCCAGGAAAACCAUCCCAGAACGUAUCCCUAUCGUUCUAAUAGGAAACACAGAGCUCAUUCACAACCACCCGGAGUGGAUCAGAAAGAGACAGGUUGACGUACUCGAGGCAGAAGACUGGGCAGCCCGCCAUGGUUUGUAUUUCGCAGAAAUUUCCGUCCGAGAUUCCGCCAAGAAGCUGGAGAAGACAUUUAGGCGGAUAAUGAUAGAUAUCCUGAAGAACGAAAUUGGCUCAAACGGGACUCGUCAACUAGACUACCUCGGACGAAAAUUCCGAAUGACUGGUGCAAGAGAUGAUAGUGUGUGCAGGGUCCAGUGAGAACAGAUUGGUACAGACGAAACUGACAGAUGCGCCGUUGUUCUCCUUGAUUGCAAGGAUGUUUCCCUCCCCGCCGCAUUCUUGGGGGAUUGUGGUAGCCUCCGUUGCUGUUGAGGUGAAAGUGAAGUGAAAGUUUUCUUCAGAUUUUUUCUACUAAAAGUCUUCAUGUAGAGGAAAUCUAACACUUUACAUUCUAUUAGAAACAUGGAUAAACCCACUUUACAUUCGUUUUACGGUAGAUAUCCAUAAAUACUGUCAACCGCCAUAAAUACUGUCAACUACUAAAAGUCUUCAUGUAGAGGAAAUCUAACACUUUACAUUCUAUUAGAAACAUGGAUAAACCCACUUUACAUUCGUUUUACGGUAGAUAUCCGUAAAUACUGUCAACCGCCGUACGUUAUCAAAGUAGGUUAGCACACUAUUUUGCUAUUGUAUAACUAUCAGAUAUUUAUUUGCUUGAAUGACUGUUUAAUACAUAUUUUGACCUUAGGUAUACCAUAUCAACUUGCAUUGGUAUUAGUCGUUUAGAAAUGAAAAUAAUAUAUAUUUUGAAGAUAUGUAUUAUGACCAAAUAAAAUCUUCUUUGAAUGA
Lineus longissimus is the source of this 3229-nucleotide messenger RNA. RefSeq lists its product as uncharacterized. Gene Ontology annotation, molecular function: GTPase activity; zinc ion binding; GTP binding. The transcript is spliced from 6 exons. Gene Ontology annotation, biological process: vesicle-mediated transport. The coding region runs from base 272 to 2638 and encodes 788 amino acids. NCBI's taxonomy places the organism in Eukaryota, Metazoa, Nemertea, Pilidiophora, Heteronemertea, Lineidae. Gene Ontology annotation, cellular component: endosome. The record is from RefSeq and is a predicted model, not a curated record.